Messenger RNA from Paramisgurnus dabryanus, 3175 nucleotides. It is a transcript of the gene eda, whose product is annotated as ectodysplasin A. Gene Ontology annotation, molecular function: tumor necrosis factor receptor binding; death receptor agonist activity; death receptor binding. Lineage: Eukaryota; Metazoa; Chordata; Actinopteri; Cypriniformes; Cobitidae. Gene Ontology annotation, cellular component: membrane. The record is from RefSeq and is a predicted model, not a curated record. Gene Ontology annotation, biological process: immune response; animal organ development.
CUUCGCAGUCCGAGGUCAGGAAGCCAGAUGAACCCACAUACAAGCGGGCAUCCGAACCCAACAUUCGCUGAGAGGACACGGAAGUUGGGUAUGCAGAAGCAAUGCUGACUGACCUGCACGCAGCCAUGGUACCGAAGCGCGAGCCGGUGAAGAUAGAGGACCGCGAGCGCACGCAAGCAGCGUGCGAGUGCCACAGUCAAUGCAACAACUGCAAGAUCUUCCUGAGUUUAUUCAUCAUCUCGCUCUCCCUGCAUCUCAUCACGCUCUUCUGCUACCUGGACCUGCGCUCGGAGCUCAAACGCGAAAUAUCCCAGAAAAACAAAGAUGAUGUGCCAUCCACCGUCCCGCACCAUGAAGCUACAGAGCCUGUGCUCUGGUUACCGGACACCGACCACCCAACAAUAAGCGAUCAGGGCAGAUGGAAGGAUCAUAUGCAAGAGCUGGAAACAGUCAUUCAUCGCACCAAACGUUCAGAAUCUAAUGGAAAAAAGAAAGAGCGAAAAAAGGGCAAGAAAGGACCCCCUGGCACUCCAGGACCUCCAGGUCCACCUGGUCCACAAGGCCCUCCUGGUAUACCAGGGAUACCGGGGAUCCCAGGGAGUAAUGCAAUGGGACCAUCAGGCCCACCGGGCCCUCCUGGACCCGCAGGGCCACCUGGACUACAAGGUCCACCUGGGCCACAGGGACCUUCAGGUGGUGCAGAGAGAAGCAAAUACAGAGAUUCACAGCCUGCUGUGGUGCAUCUUCAGGGUCAAGAGACCACAAUCCAGGUGAAAGAAGAUUUGUCAGAAGGUGUGCUGAGGAAUUGGAGAAUGAUCUCAAUUCAUCAGAGAGUGUUUAAAAUGCACUCGCGCUCUGGAGAGUUGGAGGUCCUUCUUGAUGGAACAUACUUUAUAUAUAGUCAGGUAGAAGUAUAUUACCUGAACUUUACAGACAUAGCAAGUUACGAGGUGAUGGUAGAUAAGACUCCAUUCUUGCGCUGCACGCGGAGUAUUGAGACCGGCCAGCGCAAAUUCAACACCUGCUACACUGCGGGUGUCUGUUUAUUGCGAGCACGGCAGAGGAUCUCCAUCCGCAUGGUGUACGAAGACACCUCCAUCUCCAUGAGCAACCACACAACCUUUCUUGGCAGCAUCCGACUAGGGGACGCCCCAGCUACAGGACACACUUGAGCCAAUCAUCUCACAGAUGGACACAGAUCUCGUUAGAUGUGCACGAGCCAACGUGCUCACAGACCACACCCACUGAAUUAUCUGAGCCAGUAUGUCUCAUUAGCCCCAAGGACAUGCCCAGUCAAGAGCAAUUUUUGAUCUAAUGGGCUCUUCUACAUUUUCACCAAGCAAAUAAUCUUUAGAGAAACUCCAGCACUCCCUAUAGGAUUGGCUUUAUCACCACUGACCAGCAUUCACCACAAGGUCAAACUCUCUCAUUGCACUGAAGUUUAUUGCCAGUCCUCACACAUUAAAGACACAACAUCACCCCAGGCAUGAAAUCAAUCUGUGUGCUUACAAAUUGAAUCAACAGACAUGGGGAAUAAACAGGAUGAAGUGUGAUUCAGUAGUUCAAGGAAAGCCACAGAUCAUGUUUUUGGAUUUUUUCUGCCUUUAUCCUUCAUGGAGUAGAUGUAAAAUCAAUGCCAAAGACACAAACUGCACCUGCUAUAAGUGUGUCUGUAGCUACUGAGAGCUGACGGAUCAAAAUGAACAGUUUUCUGCUUUUAAAACACCGGCAGCAACCUACUCCAAACAGACAUUCACAAAAAAAGCAUAACAAACACAAAUAGCCAAUGAGCAUGGGUACUGUUCUGUUCAAAUUAGCACUGAUAAAGGCAAUGCAUAUGAAACAUAGAAUCUUCAUUUAUCUCAGAUUUUCCAUGCACACGAACAAACAGUCUGUUUUCAACUUGAAGUACUGAAAUUCUGAACAUGCUAGCAAUAUGUAACAUUCUGUAAUCUGGUUCUAUUGUGGUUCUUGCUCAUAAAUUGUUGGAAGAACCGAGUGUGUGUGUCACAGUGUGUGUGUGUGUGUGUGUGUGUGUGUGUGUGUGUGUAGCCUAUCUGAUGACUGUAGUUCAGGAACGUGCAUACUUUAUAAUCAUUUAAUGCCCCCUAAAACUAGAUUCAUCUCUGAAUACAAAAUACCACAUGUGUCCUGCAGGGGUCAGCAUUGCUCCUGUAUAUUAAAUGUAGCACUGAGAAGUUUGGUUGUUCGGGACACCAUACUAUCACACCACUCUUACUAUUGGUGUAGUAUGUAUAUUGUGUGCAAGGAAUUAAGUUUUUGUAUGCAUAGAGUAUCUGGGUAAUCUAAUAUAUUUGGCAUAAUACUAUGUGGAAUAGUCCUGUACAUUUCACAAUGCAAAGUUCCACACAUCUACAGUGAGACGGAUGAACUGGAAUCAAUAUCACACACAGUUUUUAAUAGCUCUUUCGUUGCAUGUAAUAAUGCAUUGCGUAAUGCGUCCCAUUUCACAUAGUUUUUUUUAAAUAGUGGAAAGUAUUCAUUAUAUACUGCAAAGUAUACAGUAAGCUAGUAUUCCAUUCUGAACAUAGUCUUUGUCUUUCCCUUUUGCACACAAAUACAAGCAUAGGUUAACUCAAUUACCAGCCUCGUAGUUCAAGAUCGAAUGGGUUUUUGAAAAGAACAGAAUAAUGUGAGUGUAGUUUAGUUAAUAUAAAUUCACAAAAAAAUUAUAGGUUAUUUUUGACCCAGCAUUGGGUGAAAAGGGGUGAACCUGCUGGCUUUGUUUUUUAACUAAUUGUUGGAAAUUUUCAGGGUUAAUUAACCCAACAGCUAGGUUGGUCUUAUAACCCAGCAUUUUAAGAGUACAGAGUGAGAAACAAGCGGCUUAAAAAAGAACCAUGGGAAUUAUCUGGAGUUUAAGGAGUGCUGGUAAUCUGCCCUUAGGUUCUCACUGUAUGCCCCCUCAUCCCUACGUGGAAAUGUAGACAACAUGCAGGAUCAGAACAGGAGAAGGUCUGAAUAUGACUGCAUUCUAACAAAUUUGUUGUUUAAAUAUUUUCUACUCUUAAACAUCAGAUCCGACCGACUGUUUGUUUUAGUUUUUGUAUUUGGUGUGUGUCUUUUAGAUAUGUGUGCCUUUUGUAGGUAAAUGAUUUGUAUACUGUUAGUAGUCAUGUUUUACUGAAGAUAAUGUAUAUUUGUAAACUAUACA